This is a messenger RNA of Oryzias melastigma (Indian medaka), 4220 nucleotides long. It is a transcript of the gene spryd3, whose product is annotated as SPRY domain containing 3. The record is from RefSeq and is a predicted model, not a curated record. Gene Ontology annotation, molecular function: protein binding. The transcript has 12 exons. Lineage: Eukaryota; Metazoa; Chordata; Actinopteri; Beloniformes; Adrianichthyidae. The coding region runs from base 179 to 1435 and encodes 418 amino acids.
CUGACGUCAUAACUAUGCGCCAAACUCCACUUCGUAAAGUUUAGUGUACAGCUAUGAUUUGCUAAUGGACCAAAGUAAGAGUCUGCUAUUUAUCCGCCGAGGUGACAGGCGCUCUGGUUUCCUUCCACUGUCCAAAACCUGCUCCACAGGUUAGUUGGGGACUCUAAAUUAUCCCUAGAUGGAUGACAUCAACGUUCUACAACACCGGUGCCUUCUGAAUCUGAGGCGCCGAAUUCGAGAUGUAGGAGAUGGACGUCCUGCACAGGAGCGAUACAUGAGGCUGCAGAAAUCUGGAGACACACUCAGUUACCAAGGGAACUCUGAGGAAGUAGGUUGCUAUGUGGCUGGCCAUCCUUUGUCAAAGGGAAAUUGUUACUUUGAGGUGACAAUAGUAGAGACAGGAGUCCGAGGGACCAUUGCUGUGGGCCUGGUGCCUAAAUUCUACAGACUGGACCACCAGCCUGGCUGGCUGCCACAUUCUGUAGCUUAUCAUGCUGACAAUGGCAAGCUGUACAAUGGUAAUCCCGUUGGGCAGCAGUUUGGACCAAAAUGCGCUCGUGGUGACCGCAUUGGUUGUGGAAUACUCUCAGAAAAUAUCAAAGCGGGUCUUUCUAAAGUCUUUUUUACCAAAAAUGGAAAAGAGGUGGGGUCAGUAGAGGUUCCUGUGUCAGCUGAGGGGCUGUUUCCUGCAGUUGGGAUGCACUCGCUGGGGGAGGAGGUGAAGGUUGACCUGCAGGCUGAGUGGCUCUUGGAGGAGGGGGACAGUAUGAUGAUGGUCGACAGCCAUGAGGACGACUGGGGGCGACUUUACGAUGUCCGAGUUAGUGGAGUGCUCCUGGAAUACGUUGGCAAAGGCAAGAGUAUUAUGGACGUUGGCUUGGCUCAGGCGCGCCAACCCCUCACAACCCGCUGCCAUUACUAUGAGGUGGAGAUAGUUGACGCUGGGGAGAAGUGCUUCAUUGCUCUGGGUCUGGCAAGAAGGGACUAUCCCAAGAACAGACACCCGGGGUGGAGCCGAGGUUCCGUCGCAUAUCAUGCAGAUGAUGGGAAGAUCUUUCAUGGAAGUGGCGUUGGUGAUGCUUUUGGUCCUCGCUGUUUCAAAGGAGACAUCAUGGGCUGCGGCAUCAUGUUCCCACGAGACUACAUCCUGGAUGGAGAAGGUGACGCAGACGACUGUGAACGGCUGGAGUUCCGCCCAACUCCUGCGGCUGUCCAGAACGUUUUAUACCUCAAUGAUGAGGAAGAUGAUGAAGAGGACGGGGAUGAUCAGGAGCAGGACCAGGACGGCCGAAAGGUGACGGUGUUUUUCACCAGAAACGGGAAGCUUAUUGGCCGACGAGAGAUGGUAGUUCCCCCUGGAGGCCUCUUCCCGACCGUCGGGAUGCUGAGCAGCGGCGAGAAGGUCAAAGUGGAUUUGCAUCCUCUGAGCGGAUGAGAGUCGGAUGGACCUGCGAGCAGCCGGCUGCACUGUAGAGCUUUUCACGGUAGCCUAGCCUGCUGCUAACAGCAGCACACAUGCAUGUCGCUGGCGUCUUCCUCCUCACUGCAUGGGAUUUCACUCAAGAAACCUGUAGGUUUUACAGAAACAUAACUCCACGCCGCUGCAGAACACAGAACCAGAACCUCCUGAGAACCAUCCAGUGGUUAACUCUAUGCAAUCUGUCCAGCCAUUAUCCCCUCAUGCAGCCUCGGCCUCCAUGCACCAUGACUCCGGAGCAAUUUGAGCUGUGAAAUCCCUUUCAUGCGGUCUGGCACACUUACUUUAUUUCAUUUGUCACAACCCCAAGCAAAGCAGAGCGAGGCCAGCGCUUGUGCCGAGUCAGAGCUCACUGGCAGUUUAUGUUUCUGGGAAUCUGAGCCCCCUCCACAUCCUUUUUCUUUUUUAUGAUCCCUCUUGUUCCACUAUAGUCCUAAACCCAGCCUGCUCAACCUCUUCCUAGUGGAGGGCUCCCCCGCCUGAGCAAGAAGGGAACUGCAAGUGCUCCACUGACAGUAUUAAGGCCACCAUAUGAAUAAAUGCUAUUUGAGAAUAAUAAUAAAAUCGAGAAAAAAAGUAUGCACUUUACAAUAAAAUUAUGAAAUAUUUGGGGAAAAAGUCAACAAUUUCAGAGAAUAAAGUGGCUAUGAGAUCAAAUGUAACAAAUUUCAAGUUGUAAAAUCAUGUGGAAAAGUUGAUCAUUCAAAAUAAACAAAGUCAUAAACCGUGUUAAAGAAAAAGUCAGCAAUUUUUCAAGAAAAAACUAUAAAAGCUAUAAAAUUAAAAGAAUAAAGUUGUAAAAUCAUGUGGAAAAUAAGUUAACUUAUGAGAAUAAUCUGGUAAAAUGUUAAGAUAAAAUGCAAAAAAUAAAAAAAUAAGGUUGUAAAAUCAUGUGAAAUAGUCAACAAUUUACAUUAAACAAAUUCAUUAAAGCAUGAGCAAAAUAAGUCAACAAUUUAUGAGAAAAUAAGUCGUAAAAUUAAGAAAAUUAAUUUGUAAAAAUCAUGUAAAAAAGUGAAAAAUUUUUGAUAAAGUCGUAAAAUCGUGUGGAAAAAAGUCAACAAUUUACAAGGAAUAAGGUCGUACGAUCGCAUGAAAAAAAAACGUAACAUUUACGAGAAUAAAGUUGUAAAAUUGUGAAAAAAUUCACAGUCAUAAAAUUGACUUUAAAAAAAAUCAAAUGUUUCUGAAAGUCGUCCUAAAAUUCUAAGAAGAAAGCUCUAAAAUCACGUGAAAAGUUAACAAUUCGUGAUAAAUGCAUAAAAUUGCAUGAAAAAAGUGAAAAAUGUACGAGAAAAGUAGUCGUACAAUCGCAUGAAAAAAAAACGUAAAAAUGUGUGGGGAAAAAGGUCAACAGUUCAUAAGAGUAAAAUUGUAAAAUUCUAAGUCAGCAAUUUGCAACAGACAUAAAAUUGUCUGGCAAAGAAGUCAAAAGUUUAUGAAAGUCGUCCUAAAAUUCUAAGAAGAAAACCGCAAAAUGAAGUGAAACAAUUUUGGAUAAAUAAAGUCAUACGAUCACAUUAAAAAAUACAUGAAAAUAAAGUUGAAAAGUCUAAAAAAAAGUCAACAAUUUACUUAAAAAAAAAGACGACGUACAAUUAAAUAAAAAAAAAAACAGUCAAUAUUAUAAUUUAUUAUAAUCAUUUUUUUAUUUUAAAGUUUUAAACAUAAAAGUAAAAUUUAUGAGAUUAUAUCAAAUGUAUGAAACAAAAGAAAAAUGUCUACAACAACAAAGAACCAAAAUCAUCUUUAGUGUGUUUAGAUGUAGAGCACUUUAUAAGUGGUUACUUCAACACAAAAUCUUUUAGCGAGUCAAUAUUGCAUUUUUGUAACAUUGAAAAUAAUUUUCUGGAAAUUUUGCCCCUUCAGAAGAAAAGGUCACACAGAUUUGGUAGAAAUUGUGUAUUACAAUAUUUUCCCAUAAUUUUACGACUUAAUUUAUUUAUUUUCGUUGAUGGUGGCCCUAAUCCUGUCAUAGAAGACAGCUGACGCAGUGUCUCUCAGAGUAAAGGUGUAUCCUCCAUAUUCCAGGUGCAUGUGGGAGCUAAAGAUGACGUGAGUGUUUUUUAAUUGCACUUCACGUUUAUUUUGAAGGGAGAGACGGAAGGAAGUCACUUUUUAAUGAACAUAACUGAUCCAAUGUUUAAUAGAAAGCUGCUCGUUGGAACAAAACAAAACGCCAUGUUAUUGAAAUCAUUUUAGAGUCGGAUCAUUCAAAACUUUUUAGUUUUUUUUUUUUGAUUAGUCAUAAGAGUCCAGACUUUAGGAGAACUGUGAGAUGUGCUGAGUCAUCAUGAAGAAAAAAAACAGCAACUAUAGGUGAAGAUGUGAGGUUGCACGAGUUCAUGAUGAACGAUUAUUGGCUCUGAUUGUUCUUCUAAAUGUAUUUAUUGGUGAGGAAGAGCACAUGGAUCUGUUUGAUGCUGUCUGUGCCGCUCACCUGACUGCUGGAAGAUUCAAUGAAGACAGCGAUGUCUGUGCACGUGUGUGUGUGUGCGCGUGUGUGAGAGUCUUGGUGAGUGAUGUUUGUGUUCCCCACUAUUGCUUUAAUCAUCUGUUCACGGUGAACGACGAGAAAGAGAGUCACCUUAUUAGAAGAAUCAACGAGAGGAGUUGAACUGUAAUCGUCAUGGCAACGUCUGCCUCCUAAAUCGAUCUGCAUUAGGGGUUCAGAUGUUGUCAUGGCGACAGAAUCAGAUGUGGACCAAACUUAAAACCCAAGAGUUUUCUUUAAAAAAAAAAA